AAAGCUUCAAAUCCAACCAGUCGAUCACGAAACCGAAACAUACCCAACUUCCGACUUCGAAAGGAGUCCGUGAUUCUUCAGAAUGGGGAAACGACAGUUAAGAGGUGCAGAAAAUGGGGACGGGCCGCGCAAGAGGCAACGCGUCGUCCACGAGGCUCCGACGUCCGAGGUGAUACACACCAGUCGCCAAUUGAGGCAGCUCCUCGCGUUUGAUCCAGAUCUUGGGCGUUCGAGACAUGGGCUCCAAUCAUUCAAGCUCCUUCUCGAUUCUUUACUAUCCCGCGAUGACGAUACCGACAGUGCUGAGAAACGCCAACAGCAUGAACUACGCUUUACGAUCGUCAAGGAAUAUUUACAGUCCACGAAACCGACUGAGGACGACGAAAACUCCACAUACCUCCCCGAUAUCAUGCAAACAUGGAGUCACGCCGGCCAAGUCAACAACGAGAACCUCCUUUCUGCUGUACCGGUCGUCCUCGCGCUGCUUCUAAAACUGCUGUCACAAAGCCUUGAGCUUACGCCAAUCGGAUUGGGCAUUUGCAGAACCUUGUUGCAAAAACGUCAGCAAGAAUUGAUAUCCCGCAGCUUGUCGGCCGACAAAGGAAAAGCUUUCAUUAUCUCGCCCACCCUGCGUAUGCUCAGGGAGGCGGUAUGCUUCGAUGGGGGUGCUAUUGCUCGGCCAAUGUUCCGCGCUAGAAUGUCGAUGCUCAAGUCAUUGGCACGAAACAUGGGGAUUGUUCACAUCGGCGAGGAACCUGAGGACAUCAAGAAGCCUUCUCCACGCACAAAUGCUGUCCAAUUCUUCCUGAGCGCCCUCAAAUACUUGCAUCCCGAAGCCAAAAAGGAGCUGCUUGCGCAAAGGGACGUCGUUACUGCCCUCACAAGAGAUAUCAAGCAAGAUCUGCCUUACCUGGUGCUAGAUCUUCUCAAUGGGUUAAGAGACUAUGUCCUACUUGACAGCAAGGUUCCUCGGGAGGCCAAAUCCAAUCUGCUCAGUUCCACUACAUUGAUCAAGAUAUCGGGUCUAUACUACUACCGUCAAGCUAACGACGAUCUCCCGUCUAUACCAGACGCCGCCCAUGACUUCCUCAUGACCGCGUGCGCCAACCCAUCAUGUGGUGUUCUCAGACAGGAUACCGGACUCUAUCCCAGAGAAGCGGAUCCGAACGCGGCUAUCCCCAGCGCGGAUCUUGAAGAGCUCGGGCUGGAAGCUAUUGUGUGGAUGAACAAGUUCAAAACAGAGGUUCCCGUCCGCAACUUUGUUCUGUCAAACUUGCUCCAAAAUCUUCGCCCAUGGUCAAGCGUAAAACAGAGUGAGCUGAUCACUUCGAUCUUCAAGGUUGCGCCCGAGCUGAUUGCCGACUUCUUCAUCAAGAACAAAUCAUUUACCUUCGAACCCAAGCUGUCUGCGACAUGGAUUGGAUAUGCAGCAUUUUUGUUCAAUACGGUAGCGCUGCCGUUGCCUGAGUACUUUUGCCGUGGGUCUGGCUAUGCCGAACUACCUCCCCCGACAUCCAUCGUCAUGGACAACAUCCUUCCUCUUCCCCUGAACCAGAAAGCACUCAGCCGCUGCUUAACAAACAAAUCCAGGAUGAUCUCCUUCUUUGCGACCCGAAUACUCAUUCUGGCGGUGCAGAAGCUCGAUACAGCUGUUAAAAUGCACCAAGACCCAGCUCACAGCUCAAAGUUUCACAAUAACCAAGCGCUCUGGACAGAAGCAGCCCGCCGGUUAAUUGACGAAUUCUGCCAAAGGAGUCCAGGCAUCAAGGAGAUGAUCAACUCGUACAGAUCUAUCCCAGAAGACGAUAUCUUGCACCGUGAGGCUGCCAGUCAACUAUUGCGCUUGUACUACGAGGUGAUCCCGCAGGUUGCGCUUAUGGCCAAGUUCGACGUCGCCCCAUUACUAGAGACAGCGCUCAGAAGAUUGUCCAAGCAGAAACAACAGAAGGAGACUCGCUCAGAAGAGGUCGGUGAGGAUGAUCCUCGUGACUUUGCGCUAAGCCUAAAAGAACUGGAGAAUCUCCUGGCGAUUGCAGGAUACUCGCCAGGUAUGAGGUGGUUUACGGCGACAGAGCAGCUUACUCUCUCACCGUUUUUAACCCUGCUGAAGGUCUAUGUCGAGGCACCCCAUGGCGUUUCAUUGGCACCGGUGCGGCAAGUUCUCGACUUCGUAGCGGUGGAGCAGCAGGUCGUUCCGGCAAAGGAUAAGGGGCAUCCGGGAAUUUCUGUUCUUCUCGAGACUCUCAAGGAGCUCAUGGCGUCGUCUCCUUCAUCACUUGCUGUAUUGUGGCCUUUCUUGGAUAAGUGCCUCACUCGCUGUACCACCGCACCGGUCAAGUAUCUCGAAAUGCUGCAAGAUCUAGGACCCAAGGAUGCAGAGGACGAGGUACGUACUGUCAACCCGUUGGUUGCUGCUAUUAUCGAACAACUGCCUUUUGCUGCCAAGGCAGCGGACUCCAAGAGUACACUUGAUGGACUCGGCCGUUUCUUGCCAAAGUUCCUCGGGUACUCGGCAGCUGCUGGAGAGAGCAAGCCUUUGCUUGAGGCUGCGCUUGCAGUCAUGUCUGACUCUUUUGCCAAGGGUCUAGGGAAAUCAUUGGCUGUGCCCAAAAAACACCCAUUUAAGCAAGCAGGAGUUGGGAAGUCAAUCCAAGCCAAGCAAGACAGGAACAAUACAGCAGCGAAUGGGGAUAAACCGGAGUCUGGUGAUGACAUCGCCGCCUUGGACAGCGAGCAGUUGGAGCGUGUUCUCGAUGUUCCAGACAACCUGGCCACCGAUAACUCAGCACUUGUCAAAUGGCAAUCCAAGUCAGUGGACGAGCUUGUGGACGAAGGGUACGCCAUUUCCCUCAUCAGCCUGCUUGCCUCUGAGCACGCCAGUAUUAGGAAGGAAGCACUCGUCAACAUCCUCAAAAUGGCAUCCAAGGUCCAGCAAUCCGAGUACGAGGAAAAGGAGCAGAUCUGGUUGUUGUUGUCAGAGCUCGCCGAAACCGCCAGGGUGGCAGCCGCAAGUCAGGCCAUCAAUGCAGUGGCGCCGCUCCCGAGCACCAUCGUUGCUUUCGCUUGCCAUGCCGUCAACGUCUUGCGUGACCCGACACACAGCCUCUAUCCCAAGAUCAACUCCUUCCUCACAAGGGGGCCUUUCUGGAGCGUGGACAGAGUGCCACUGGCGGAUGAAGUCCUGACCGAGGAACCCGCGGUUGGCGAUUCGUACUAUUCGCAGCUCAACUGGCUACUGGCAUAUCUGCUGGACGGCCUUAGAACAUCCAAGGACUUGGAAUUGUUCCACAAGAAGAGGGCAAAGGGCCCGCUGUUUGAGCGGUUGUUGGCGGUAGCAGGAAACCCAUACAUGAGGACGCCGCUGCGAAUGCAGGUCCUAAGGAUACUGUACCGAGCAUCCAAGAUCGAAGGAGGCAGCACAACGCUUGUCACAAGGUUCGGCGUAGUUAGUUGGCUAGAGGAGCUGCUGAAGAUGAAGAAGAGCAUGUCCGCAACGCAGAGUCAAGGUGGAGCAGGCACUGUUGUCAGCUCCGAGGACGAGGUUGCGGCAUAUAAGGGUCUGUUGAAGCGGAUUUGGGAAACUUGUGAUAAGGGAAGGGUUGAGGGGUGGAGUAAAGGAGGUGUCGAGAGCGUGAUUGUCUAGAGCACUCGGAAAGAGGGAUCAAGUGGAAUCACAGGGGUUGAUUGUGCACUCUGGAGUUUGAACAAAUUUCAGGAAAUUUCGGGUCAAUGGCGUGAACAUUCGAUUUUUGCUUUCAGAUCUUGCUGAGAUGCGUAGUGUAGAUGUAGAUAUCCUUGAUUGUAUACGAUGCGGAGUCGUACGUAACAAUGCUGUAAAAGGAGAAGUAAAGGGGUUAAUGAUCACGAUGGGAUCCCAGUCUAGGA
Messenger RNA from Neurospora crassa OR74A, 3885 nucleotides. RefSeq lists its product as hypothetical. The transcript has 2 exons. NCBI's taxonomy places the organism in Eukaryota, Fungi, Ascomycota, Sordariomycetes, Sordariales, Sordariaceae. The coding region runs from base 83 to 3643 and encodes 1186 amino acids. The record is from RefSeq and is a predicted model, not a curated record. Gene Ontology annotation, cellular component: nucleolus. Gene Ontology annotation, biological process: maturation of LSU-rRNA from tricistronic rRNA transcript (SSU-rRNA, 5.8S rRNA, LSU-rRNA); maturation of 5.8S rRNA from tricistronic rRNA transcript (SSU-rRNA, 5.8S rRNA, LSU-rRNA).